Olea europaea var. sylvestris is the source of this 2020-nucleotide messenger RNA. Its product is annotated as protein TIFY 7-like. Gene Ontology annotation, cellular component: nucleus. Bases 6 to 1145 code for a protein of 379 amino acids. Lineage: Eukaryota; Viridiplantae; Streptophyta; Magnoliopsida; Lamiales; Oleaceae. Gene Ontology annotation, biological process: regulation of defense response; response to wounding; regulation of jasmonic acid mediated signaling pathway. The record is from RefSeq and is a predicted model, not a curated record. The transcript is spliced from 8 exons.
UACACAUGCAUUUGGCUCCGUUUUAUUGGAAAUCUGAUUUUUCGAGAGACAGCAGAGAUCUGUUUGAAAUUCUUGGCCUACUUCUUCUUGAAUUUUGCUUUAGCAGCUUAGCUGUUCUUAAAUUCUGUGUUGCGAUGGAAAGGGACUGCCUGGGAUUGAGCUCUAAGGAUUCUGUUGCUGAUAAAGCCGAAAUUGUACAAGAUUGCAAAGAUUCUGGAUUCACCAAGAGUUCAGGGGUUCCAUGGCUGUUAUCAAACAAGGAGCCCAUCCUUCCAGAUUUUGUGCCUUCUAAAUCUGAACAAUACCAAACACUCUCAAAAUUCAAGUGGGGUCCUCUUACAUCUCCUGGAGACAUUACAAAAUCUGUUGAAGACAUAUGUGAUGCCAGCCCAAAACGACAAUCAGGCAAUAAGCAGAACUUUGGGGAUGCUACCAUGACGCCACGAGUUCUUGGUGAGAUUCCUCUCACAUGUCUUCCUUCCACCUUUGAGGCUAGGAAAUGCAAACAGUGGUUUGAUUCUAAGGCUUCUGCUGCUCCUAGUCAGUUGACAAUAUUUUAUGCUGGAAAAGUGAAUGUCUUUGAUGACAUCUCCCCGGAGAAGGCUCAGGCAAUUCUACUUUUGGCUGGAAAUGGGUGUGUCUCAUCUAACAUGGCUCAAACUAGACUUUGCAUUGAUACCCCUACCUCCAAACUUGCAGCAGCUGAUGAAGCAUUGGUGAACCAAAAUAUGAAUGCGCCACCUGGCUCUGCUCUCUCAAGUCCUAUAUCUGUUUCCUCUCAUCCCAUCAAUCAGUCAGGCAGUACACCGCCAGCUAACAAAGAAGACGUCAAGGUAUCUAAUUCCCUUGGCUUCUCUGCCAAUCUUGUUAGCAAAUUGGAACCCCCAAGAAUGCUAACAUCUCUGGAAUCUAUAGCUGCAACUGCCAUAAUAUCAUCUGCUGUUCCACAGGCACGCAAAGCAUCCCUCGCUCGCUUUCUAGAGAAACGCAAGGAAAGGGCAAUGAACUCAGCACCAUACAACAUCUGCAAGAAAGCUGCCGACCAUGCCAACUCAGGGUCGGGUGGUCUUGGCUUCUCGGCUACUUCUGAUGCACAGGGCUACAUUUCUCUGUCUACCUGCAAGGAAACUAGUACUGAAAUCUGAUCAUUUAAGUCAGAACUUUCCACGAUGCAUAUGUAUGAUCGGUAUCAUGAUCAAUGUCACUUCUCUCAUCUUCAAGAUGCCAACAUAAUCGAAAUCGUGUUGACGAAGAGCAUCUGCAGAAUUUAAUUGUCCGCCAUGAACAGAACUUCUGGCAUCCAACAGCACCCAUCAACAGGAAUCUCCCAAUCAAUCAAUUUCCAAUUCUGAAAUGUCAAAUUGUGUUAACAGAUGGUGUUACCAUAACAAAAUUCAAAAAUCACAAUGAACUUUAACAUUAAUCAUAAAAUCAUUGACCAAUUACAUUACAUAUACAUCAAUAGAUUCAAUACAUGUAUUAAGCCAUUAAAAAUAAUUGGAAAUGAAACCCGAAUUGAUCUGAUUUUUCUAUUCAAAUUAAAUGUGAGUGCGGAUCACUCAAAUCCACAUGGCACUUGCUCAUGGUAAGUUCCUCCUCUAGUCUUGUCUCUCUCAUCCUCUCUGACUAGUACAUUGGUUUGAAUUUUGAAUUCAACUUGACUUGGUCUCAUAAUUGAUAGUGGCUUCUCUUGGUAGCAUUUGGACUUGGCAAAAACAAGAGAAAUAGAGAGAGGAACCAAGUGGGAGAGGUUUGUUUCUCCAAUGAAAAUUCUUGGUUAUCUCUGACGGGUUUUCUCGGUAUAUCUAUUGUCAUUCCAUUUGGAUGAAGUUGCUUUUAUCUGAUAUGACAUAAUCUCAACAUCAAAGACUCCAUUGGUGUUGGUGUUGAAGAAUCUUUGGGUCAAUUUUGGACACUUUGAGAGAUUAUUUCACAUUGUGGGUUGUAAUAAAUCAUUGUAAUCUAUAUUUCAUCUCUACAUAAAAUUUUCAAAGAUUGCUUCAAUGAGUUGGAAUGGAGU